AUGGCAGGAGACGAGGAAGGUUCUCCGAAAGUGGUUGUUACGACGACGGAUUUACCAGUGGUUAAAAUAACCGCAGCAAACAUAAUUGGAAAUGGUAAUGCGUGUAAAGGUUCCGGUGAAAUAAAAGGUUCAAUUUUGGAAAAGGCCGAAAUCAACGAAGCCGUUUCAAAAGUUCUCCAGGGAUAUAAUUGGUCUUUAGUACCCAGUCCGACAAAGUAA
Pediculus humanus corporis (human body louse) is the source of this 219-nucleotide messenger RNA. RefSeq lists its product as uncharacterized. The record is from RefSeq and is a predicted model, not a curated record. Bases 1 to 219 code for a protein of 72 amino acids. NCBI's taxonomy places the organism in Eukaryota, Metazoa, Arthropoda, Insecta, Psocodea, Pediculidae. The transcript is spliced from 2 exons.